AUGGAUUCGCCCGUUUUGUUCCUUCUAUUAUCUUUGUCAUUUUCUCUCCCAUUCUCAUCUUCAAGCCUGGACACCAUUCAUGAAGGCACAUCUCUCUCAAUUGAGAAAUCGGAAGACAUUCUGAUAUCACCUGAUGGAGUUUUCUCUGCUGGCUUUUAUUCCGUGGGUGAUAAUGCCUAUUGCUAUACCAUAUGGUUCAAUAAGCAAUCCCGUGGCAAGAACCAGACUGUAGUCUGGAUGGCAAACCGUGAUCAGCCCGUUAAUGGAAGGAGCUCCAAGCUCUCUCUCCUCAAAACUGGUAAUCUUAUCUUAACCGACGCUGGAAAGUUCACAGUUUGGGCAACAAAUACUCAGUCACUCUCUCCAGUUCACUUAUCUCUCUACAACACCGGUAAUCUUGUCCUACAGAACAUGGAAGGUGUUACUUUAUGGGAAAGUUUUGAUUUCCCAACAGACACCCUUCUUCCCCAACAACUACUCACUAGAAACACAAGGCUUGUCUCCUCCAGAAGCAAGACCAACUAUUCCUCUGGUUUUUACAAGCUCUUUUUCGAUAACGAUAACCUCCUCCACCUUCUUCAUGACGGUCUCGAGGUUUCCAGCGUAUACUGGCCAGACCCGGGGCUCAUAAGCUGGGAAGCUGGAAGGUCCACGUACAACAGCAGUCGGAUCGCAGUGCUUGAUACAUUCGGAAAUUUCAGUUCUUCUGAUGAUUUUACUUUCAUGGCAGCCGACUAUGGGCCGAACCUUCACAGACGACUGAGAAUUGAUUAUGAUGGUGAUGUUCGAUUGUACAGUUGGGACAAGGAAGGGCAAACAUGGUUUGUGUCUUGGCAAGCCAUACAGAGACCUUGCAAGAUUUAUGAAAAUGGUUCUUCAAGUUGCUACCCCAAGACGAUGUUGCUUAAUGGAUAUCGUUCCCCAGAUUUCCAAGGUGACCUCUAUUUAAGACUGCCUGAAAGAAAUCUCUUCUCCUACGCAAAUUCUGUACAAGACUUCACACUCGUUUGCUCAAGUAAAGGCACAGUGCAACUAGACAGAAAGUAUAAGAGAAGCCAGGAAAAUGGGAUAGUAAAAUUCUUGCUCUGGUUUGCAAGUGGAGUGGGACUUGAAAUCAUCUGUAUCUUUUUGGUGUGGUGUCUUUUGACUAGAACCCAGCAAGCUUCUAGUGUAGACAAACAGGGCUAUCUUGUUGCUGUCACUGGGUUCAGAAGAUUUACCUAUGCUGAGCUCAAGAAGGCAACAAAAGAUUUUAAAGAGGAGAUUGGAAGAGGUGCAGGAGGAAUUGUGUACAAAGGGGUAUUGCCUGACAAUCGAGUUGUAGCAAUCAAGCGUCUCAAUGAAUCUAACCAAGGAGAAGGUGAAUUUCUAGCUGAAGUAAGCAUCAUCGGGAGGAUUAACCACAUCAACUUAAUUGAGAUGUGGGGGAACUGCGCAGAGGGAAAGCGUAGGCUUUUGGUGUACGAGUACAUGGAACAUGGUACUUUAUCCCAAAACCUCUCAUCCCAUGCACUUGAUUGGAAGAAAAGGUUUGACAUUGCCACAGGCACGGCAAAAGGCCUAGCUUAUUUGCAUGAAGAGUGCUUGGAGUGGGUUUUGCACUGUGAUGUAAAGCCACAAAACAUACUCCUAGACUCUAACUAUCAACCAAAGGUGGCAGAUUUUGGGUUGUCUAAGUUACAAAAUAGAAACUUCGAGAAUGCAAGCUUCUCAAGAAUAAGAGGAACCCGAGGGUACAUGGCUCCAGAGUGGGUUUUCAAUCUUCCUAUCACCUCCAAAGUGGAUGUUUAUAGCUACGGAAUUGUUGUAUUGGAGAUGGUGACGGGAAAGGGACCAACAAAGGAACCCAAAAGGUUGGUUGCUUGGGUGAGGGAAAAAAAGAAUGAAGCGGCUGCAAUGGCUUCUUGGCUUGAGGAGAUCGUUGACCCAAUACUGGAAGGCAGUUACGAAAAGGGUAAGAUGGAAACUCUGAUAACUGUUGCUUUGCAAUGUGUAGAGGAUGACAAAGACGCAAGACCAAGCAUGAGCCAAGUAGCUGAGAUGCUUUUACGCCAAGAAAAUGAUAGUCACGGUGAUGAUCAUGGUAUUAAUCUCUAAUUGGGAAUGGUACCCAUUUUCAACCGUAACUAAUAGUUGUUUUAAUCGUAAAUAAUUGAUCAUGAAUAAUCUUUAAUUUUUCUUGUAGUAAUGAAGUUGUGUACUUGUAAGCGUCGUUGUGAGUACAUCAUCCAAUAAUGGGUCAAACUAAGUCUAUUGAUCCUAAUGGUUGUGCAUGUGUUAAUUUCUUUUCUUCUCUUCUUGUUUUCGUGUUGAGUGAUUUUUAUGUUAAGUGAAA
Molecule: messenger RNA, 2335 nt
Organism: Juglans regia (Persian walnut)
Lineage: Eukaryota; Viridiplantae; Streptophyta; Magnoliopsida; Fagales; Juglandaceae
Product: putative receptor protein kinase ZmPK1
Exons: 3
Coding region: 1-2097 (698 amino acids)
Biological process (GO): protein phosphorylation
Molecular function (GO): protein serine/threonine kinase activity; ATP binding
Source: RefSeq, a predicted model, not a curated record